Molecule: messenger RNA, 4030 nt
Organism: Carassius auratus (goldfish)
Lineage: Eukaryota; Metazoa; Chordata; Actinopteri; Cypriniformes; Cyprinidae
Product: ubiquitin-protein ligase E3A-like
Exons: 12
Coding region: 273-2846 (857 amino acids)
Biological process (GO): ubiquitin-dependent protein catabolic process; protein polyubiquitination
Molecular function (GO): ubiquitin protein ligase activity
Source: RefSeq, a predicted model, not a curated record
GAAGAACGCUGUGCCGAUGGUCGUCCUCGUGCCACGGUGCAUUGUGGGAUCGCUCUCCGUGUUUGCCUCGGUUGAUCAAGAUGGCCGCGAAUAUUUUGUGGAGGGGUUGGAGUUGAAUACACGCUGCACUCGGAGCGAUUGUGAUGUUGAGAGACCAGAUUCAUUCGUCCGCAUCAGAACAUCUUCACAAGAUUGCUACCUGACCAACUUUUGGUCUCUUUAGAGUUCAGAGCUGCAGAAGAGUGUGAUAUUGGAAACUUCAAGCAAGUCUAAUGAAGCGAGCGGCUGCAAAGCAUUUAAUUGAGCGCUACUACCACCAGUUAACAGAGGGCUGUGGAAAUGAGGCCUGCACGAAUGAGGCUUGUGGCUCUUCUCCGGGUUUCCAGCGCAUGGAUAACAAUGCAGCGGCCAUCAAGGCCCUGGAGUUAUAUAAGAAUAAUGCCAAACUGUGUGAUCCUCAUCCCUCUAAGAAAGGAGCCAGUUCAGCCUUCCCGGAGAACAGUGCCAAAGGAGCUCACAACUUCUCUGCUUGCAGCAACGGGAAGAUGAACCAUAAGGACCUACAGCCCGCAAGGGAGGACUUUAGAGAUCUGAAUAACUUGACAGAGGAGAAAGUGUAUGAAAUCCUAAGCCUCUGCAGUGAGACAGAAGACUAUUCUCCUCUAAUCCGUGUCAUCGGUAGGGUUUUCUCAAGCGCGGAGAGUCUGGUCCAGAGUUUCCGCAAGGCGAAUCAACACACCAAGGAAGAGCUCAAGUCCCUUCAGGCCAAGGAUGAGGACAAAGAUGAAGAUGAGAAGGAAACGGCCUCUGGUUCGUCCACAGCCAUGGAGGUGGAACCCGAAGCCUCUGCGUCAAGUGGAGACGGGCCAUCUCACGGAGAAAACAAUGUCCAAAAGUUUGGUCCCGUCGAAGUUUCUGUAGACAUUGAUGCAGUAAGAAGAGUGUAUGACAGACUAUUAUCAAAUGAGAAGAUCGAAGCAGCAUUCCUCAACGCGUUAGUCUACCUGUCGCCCAAUGUAGAGUGUGACCUCACCUACCACAACGUGUAUGCCGCCGACCCUAAUUACCUGAACGUCUUCAUCAUCGUCAUGGAGAACAGUAACCUCCACAGUCCAGAAUACUUAGAAAUCGCCCUGCCACAAUUCUGCAAGGCAAUGAGCAAGCUACCUCUUCCGGCUCUGGCCAAGCUUGCGCUGUUGUGGUCGCAGUAUGGCGCAGACCAGAUCCGACGUCUGCUUGAGACUUUCCAGCAGCUUAUUACCUACACGGUUAUCAGCAACGAGUUCAGCAGCGACAACCUUGUCAACGAGGAUGAUGGUGUGGUGGCAGCCACCAAGUGCUUGAAAAUCGUCUACUAUGCAAAUGUGCUGGGCGGUGACCUAGACAUGGGUCACAACGAGGAGGAGGACGACGAACCGAUCCCGGAGUCCAGCGAGCUGACCCUUCAGGAACUGCUCGGCGAGGAACGGCGCAACAAGAAAGGCCCUCGGGUGGAUCCGCUAGAGACAGAACUGGGCAUUCGUGCCUCAGACUGUCGAAAACCCCUCAUCCCGUACGAGGAGUUCAUCAACGAACCGCUCAAUGAGGUUCUUGAAAUGGACAAAGACUACACCUUCUUCAAGGUGGAGACAGAAAGCAAGUUCUCCUUUAUGACCUGCCCGUUCAUUCUUAACGCUGUGACUAAGAAUCUAGGCCUGUACUAUGACAACCGGAUCCGGAUGUACAGCGAGCGCAGGAUAACGGCCCUCUACAGUUUAGUGCAGGGACAACAGCUGAACCCUUACCUGCGACUCAAAGUGCGCAGAGACCACGUCAUAGAUGAUGCUCUUGUCAGGUUGGAGAUGAUUGCCAUGGAAAACCCAGCAGACCUGAAGAAACAGCUGUAUGUGGAGUUUGAGGGAGAGCAGGGAGUAGACGAAGGGGGAGUAUCCAAAGAGUUCUUUCAACUGGUCGUAGAGGAGAUCUUUAACCCAGAUAUAGGCAUGUUUACCUAUGAUGAAAUCACAAAACUUUUCUGGUUCAACCCUUCAUCGUUUGAAACUGAAGGCCAGUUCACAUUGAUAGGCAUCGUCUUGGGCUUAGCUAUCUACAAUAACUGCAUUCUUGAUGUGCACUUCCCUAUGGUGGUUUACAGAAAACUAAUGGGAAAGAAAGGAACGUUUAGAGACCUUGCAGACUCUCAUCCGGUUCUUUAUCAGAGUCUGAAGGAUCUGCUGGAGUAUGAAGGUAAUGUGGAAGAAGACAUGAUGAUUACCUUCCAGAUCUCACAAACAGACCUGUUUGGAAACCCACUAAUGUAUGAUUUGAAGGAAGGAGGAGAUAAAAUCCCAGUUACCAAUGAGAACAGAAAGGAUUUUGUGGCACUCUAUGCAGAGUACAUGCUGAACAAAAGUGUGGAGAAACAGUUCAAGGCCUUCAGAAGAGGGUUCCACAUGGUCACUAAUGAAUCUCCGCUCAAGUAUCUGUUUCGAUCGGAGGAAAUCGAGCUGCUCAUAUGUGGCAGCAGGAAUCUUGACUUCCAAGCACUUGAAGAUAGUACAGAAUAUGAUGGUGGAUACAACAAAGACUCUCACAUUAUUAAGGAUUUCUGGGAGACUGUGCACUCAUUUGGGCAGGAGCAGAAGAGGCUGUUUCUUCAGUUCACCACGGGCACAGACAGAGCUCCAGUUGGAGGUUUAGGCAAGCUCAAGAUGAUUAUUGCCAAAAAUGGCCCGGACUCAGACAGGUUACCCACCUCUCAUACCUGCUUCAACGUGCUGCUCCUCCCUGAAUACUCCACUAAGGAGAAACUUCGAGAGAGACUCCUUAAAGCCAUCACUUACGCCAAAGGCUUCGGCAUGCUCUGAGGCACCAGGAUCCGCAAAAGAACUCACUCGCCCUCAGAGCUCUCAUUUGUGCGUCAAAGGAGCAUUCAGCUACAUCGACAAAUAAAAGUAAAUAUCAAGUUAAAAUGUAAGGCAAGGUGGAAUGGGGUAAAAUGGAAAAGUUCUGGUGACCGUGUGCCUGUGCCUAAAUAGUUGAUAAAACCACACUGGACUCUUGUCUCUCUCUCUCCCUCUUAUUCAUGAAAAGGAGAGACGGUUAGACGUUUUCAUCACCUGCAGGACUGAUCACCAUCUGAACUUAACGCGAUCAAAGGGAGGAAGUGGAACUUUAUUGAUGUAUUAUGGUUGAACUGUGAAAGUGCACUUAACUCAAUAUUCAGAAUGUCUCUUAGGGUUGUUGUUUUUUUUCUUUUCUGUUUUGGAUCUGCCCUAUGACAUUUUUUCGCUUGUGUUUCAUAGGUCUUCCCUAGUCCAUUUGCAGCAGUGCUUUCAAAGGUACCGAGCAGCUCCAGUCUCAAUUUUGUGUCCAGGAAUCUGUAUUUAUUGAGGAACUGCAUUGUUUGUAAUGCUGCUUGGCCAGUUGUGCUGCUCUUUUAUGGCCAGUUUUCUGCAUUUCGCUUCAGAGCCUGCUCUUUCUCUCCCAUACAGAAUUGAUCUGUUUGUUAAAAUCAAUCCACGCUUAUGGUGCACUUCUGACAACGAGUAGUGUUACAAAAGAGAGAUCUAACCUUCCCAUAAACCUCUCUCUAAGGCUUCCUACAAGUGUUUUGUUUCGUUAUCUGUCUUUGUUUUAAUUCAGAAUGGCAGACUUUUAGUCAGUGAAUGCUAACUGACAGUGCCCCAUGAAGAAACCGUUUCUGUUUUAGUAGCUUUGUUUGUUUUUGCUCUGCACAGUGUCUGGCCCUAUACUGUUGGAUGAAAAUGAGGGGAAAUUGGCACAAAUUGUACCACUAUCUUGUUGUGCCAAACAUUUAUGCUGAGAAUUGCCGCUCCGGUUUGUCCAGGCGUAGCUGGAAACCCACUUUAGCCAUGCCCUCUACACUUUUUUCCCUCUUGCAUAUUAAAUGUGACUGUGGCUUGUUCCACUGCUGAUGGCGCUAACAUAAAAGGGGGAAACAGGACUUGAUAUUGAGAAUGACAACAUUUGAUUGUUUCGAGUUAUUCUUAAAUAAAUUCAAAACUGAAAAACAAACCAAGUGUGCAAA